Ostertagia ostertagi is the source of this 282-nucleotide messenger RNA. NCBI's taxonomy places the organism in Eukaryota, Metazoa, Nematoda, Chromadorea, Rhabditida, Trichostrongylidae. The record is from the annotation of a GenBank genome assembly.
AUGUCGAUUGCGAUCGUCCAAGCGGGCUCCAUUUUAUAUGAUACCCCAGCGACACUGGAUAAACUCGAAAAGUUCGCUAAGGAAGCUGCAGACAACGGGGCAAAACUUGUCCUUUUUCCAGAAGCAUUUGUUGGCGGUUAUCCGAAAGGAUCUGACUUUGGAAUCGUACUCGGCACACGUUCUCCGGAAGGUCGUGAAGAGUUUGGCAGAUACUUCAACUCCGCUAUCGAAGAAAAAGGUCCGGAGUCACAACGUAUUGCUGAAGUCGCCAUCACCCAAUAA